GGUCGCUGUAAUAAAGCUGUUUAAAUAGAGGGGUCGGAGAGCAUCGUUUAUCUCUAGCAACAGAUAAUUGGAUUGGGUUUUGGUGCAGUAAAGAAGUAAUUACCUGAUUGAAAUCACCCUCUUAAGACUCCAAAUGCUGAUGGCUUGGCGGGGAGGGCCGGAUGCACAGAGCCAUCUGACUGGAAAUAACCGGUCGCGAUGGUAGGUGGGUGGACGGCUGGUGAGGAGAGAUGGAGAGAUGAAUGGGGAUGGGCCAUGAGCAUGAGACAGUCCUUCACAAACAAGUUUAAAGGAGGAAGGUAUAUAUUGAGGGAAGUCUUAGACCAGAGCAAAACUCCGCCUGGUUACUGCCUUAACAAGACUGAGACAAGACCAGGAGUUCCUCCGGACGACGACAGAGUUCAACCGACCAGCGAGAAGCACAUCAAACAGUUCUUCCACACCACCCAGACCGUAAGACAUCCAGAAUGCGUGCGUCAGCGGUGCUGCUUCCUCUGCUGCUGUGUGUGGUGGUGGGGGUGAACCAGGUGCAGGCGGAGGUGAAGGCGGUGAAGCUGUGUGGAAGAGAGUUCCUGAGGGCUGUGGUCUACACCUGUGGAGGGUCACGAUGGAGGAGACUCCUCGCCGAUCCUGAACUGGAAGAUUUGUCCAACGGCGAGCAGGGGAGUAUGGAGAACCAGGGCGCCACUUUGGGGUCCGACCUGAGCCGGAGAGACAUGAACAACAUGCUGACCACCGUCUGCUGUCAGGUGGGCUGCCGCAAGAGUGACCUCACCUAUCUCUGCUGAAGCCAGGGGGUUGGUGUGACCCCCCCCCUACCACCACCCACUGACCCCCCCCUGCCUGAACUUUCAUCACAGAUUCUCUGUCAUCUUUCCCAAGCACGCUCUGUCUGUUCCUUACACCUAAGGCACAUUGUUUUAAACUGUUUUUGUGAAAUCAGAACACUUGCACUAGGAGAAUCACGUAGAGCUUUAAGAUUGUGAAUACUUGUUUUGGUGUGGAUAGCCUAUAUAGAUUAGACUAGCUCUGUAGAUCAUUAAUGAUGACCGUAGCACUGCAAGAGAUGAGAACCAAAGUUGUGAAUUCAGGGAUUUUCAUCUAGUUUUAGUCUGUAUUUCAUAUAGUUUUGUGAGCACUGUAUUUUUUGCCAGGCUAAAUAAAUGUUCUAACUUAU
Molecule: messenger RNA, 1177 nt
Organism: Hypomesus transpacificus
Lineage: Eukaryota; Metazoa; Chordata; Actinopteri; Osmeriformes; Osmeridae
Gene: insl5a
Product: insulin-like 5a
Exons: 2
Coding region: 468-788 (106 amino acids)
Cellular component (GO): extracellular region
Molecular function (GO): hormone activity
Source: RefSeq, a predicted model, not a curated record